Molecule: messenger RNA, 919 nt
Organism: Guyanagaster necrorhizus
Lineage: Eukaryota; Fungi; Basidiomycota; Agaricomycetes; Agaricales; Physalacriaceae
Exons: 2
Coding region: 236-745 (169 amino acids)
Source: RefSeq, a predicted model, not a curated record
GUUAAUCGUAUGAAAGAAAGCUCGCAGGAUUUCGUGAUGCUGUCCUCUCCUUGUUCUAUAGGCGCUGCCAAGACCGAACCCCAUUGGCGUAAUGCUGCAGAGCCCAUGUCGUAAGGCCCAUCUUACGGGACAUUGCACCGGAUAGCUCGGUGGCUAUUGAAAUCUCACCCCCAUUCCACCGACUGAAUAGCAAUAUGAAGUCGUGACGAGCUCACAGUCUGACACUUCCGAGGCGAUGGUUCUUGAUCGGUGCGAGGGUGGGGAAGUUGAAUACUCACUGAAUACCAGACUCCGCGUUUUAUCUAUGAGCCAGAUAAGGUUCUCUCGUGACGUUUUGGGUUUAGCACUAUUUUCCCGGCUGUCCCGCCGAGUGCAAGGCGAUGCUCAGGGGAUACCAUCAGUCCUUGGUUCUAUUGGCAGCGGAAUACUGCGAUCUCACGCGAUCCCACACAUUGGUUCUUUCACACAUUCCUGCGCUGAUGGUACCACUGUAACCGAGAAGUCCCGUUAUCUUCGAGGACUAGGUUUAAUGUCGGAGCUUUGGUCAAGUUCCAGGGAGGAGAAUUUUUUUUGGGGGGGGAACCGGUCUGCUAUUCUAUGGAAGUCUAGGAUUGUCCAAUGCAAUCGACGCAGAGUCUUGGGCCGUGGUAGGGCUUGUUAUUUGUCAAAUUAUUCAACGAGAGAUUUCGAGGUUGAGAUCGUGCAGCUCUAUACCCUCAUGCGGCCAGGUCCAUUGCUCAACUAGACUCUGCUAUCUAGGCAACCAGCAAAACAGAAUGGUGCCUACUGCGCAAAAGCUUCUGAAUAUCCUACAUUCUAAAUCUGGUUACGGAUACUGAUUUGUUUAAUGAUAGCGCGCCCUGUAUCCGACGGCUCGAAAUGUUCUAAUAAGGGAAUGGUCUCCCGAUCCGACGAUUUC